AUGGCAAAAGCUCCUUUCCAGUUUCCUGUACCCAUCAGUGCCAAAACAGGAAUCUUUUUCUCGUCUCUUCUCAUCAGACGCACCAUAAAUGGCUCUUUCAUACUUGAUCAAGAAUGGUAUUGCACUCCCAGCCCUGAUCUUUCUCCUCCUACUGAACCCUUCUCUAGCGUCUCCGGUGUCGGUAUUAACUACGGCACUCUAGGAAAUAAUCUGCCAUCGCCAAAAAGAGUAGCUCAGCUGCUUCAGUCCACCCUCAUUGAUAAGGUCAAGAUUUAUGACACCAACCCUGAUAUUCUUGAAGCCUUCUCCAACACCGGCAUUGAUCUCAUUGUUGCAGUGGAAAACUACCUCGUGUCAAACGUAAGUUCCAGUGCUUCUGCCGCCGAUGAGUGGUUUUCCACUCGUAUCGUGCCUUUCAUUCCGGCCACAUCCGUCAUUGCCAUUGCCGUGGGAAAUGAGUAUUUAACCACCGAUGAUGAUAAGUUAGAUCACAAUGCUUUAGUCAAAGCCAUGCAAAACUUGCACCAAGUUUUGCUCUCGCGAGGUUUGGACCGCAAAAUUAAGGUCACGACACCUCAUAGCAUGGCGGUUCUUGCAUCUUCAUUUCCUCCCUCGGCUUCCACCUUCGCCACCACCCUCCUCCCCACAAUGACGGCCAUAGUGGGAUUCUUAGCUGAUACCGGUUCACCAUUUAUGGUGAAUGCAUAUCCAUAUUUUGCAUACAGGGAUAAUCCCGCUAUGGUCAACCUGGAAUAUGCAUUGCUAGGCAAUUCCACUGGGGUACGUGACCCCAAGGGGUACAAGUACACCAACAUGCUGGAUGCACAGAUUGAUGCCGUUCGAUCUGCCGUCGCCGCAUUAGGCUUUGGCAAUCGUUCGGUCGAAAUUACUGUGUCUGAAUCAGGAUGGCCAUCCAAGGGUGAUGCAGGAGAGACUGCAGCUGCUCCUGAUAACGCCAAAACUUACAUCACUAGGCUGAUCGAACGCGCUCAGUCAAAUAAAGGAACUCCAAUGAAGCCCAGGGAUAGUAUAGAGAUCUUUGUUUUCGCUUUGUUCAACGAGAACAAGAAACAAGGGGGCGUCAGUGAGAGAAACUUUGGGAUAUUCAAUUCGGAUGGAUCAAAAGUUUAUGAUGUAGACUUGAGCUGUAAAUUUUGCAGCAGUAAUGGUAACAAAAUGGGGUUUGGGGAGAGAGUUUCAGGCAUGGCAAGAGGACCAUCGGUUUGGUGUGUGGCCAAACCACAUGCGGAUGAGAAGGUGGUUCAGGCCGUCUUAGAUUUUUGCUGUGGCCCAGGAGGGGUGGACUGCAGAGAGAUCUAUGAGAAGGGAGAUUGUUUCGAGCCUGAUAAGGUCCAUGCCCAUGCAUCCUAUGCUAUGAAUGCAUACUACCAGAUGCACGGAAGAAACUAUUGGAAUUGCGAUUUCAAGGGUACUGGACUUGUGACCUUCAGCGAUCCAAGCUAUGGCAAGUGCAGCUAUUCCCAACAGUGAAAGAGCUACUUUCGAGAAGAAAAGGAUGAUGGUUUACAGCUCUCCUCGUCUGGUCUCCUAGUGAUAAUUUACACUCUUGAGUAGAUGCGUGGUCCCGGUUACAAAAUCCAUUUGUAUUUUUCGCAAACAUAUUAUUAUCAAAUGGGUUAUGUGAAAAGUUGUGGAAAUUUUUGGUUGAUUA
Molecule: messenger RNA, 1672 nt
Organism: Coffea arabica (coffee)
Lineage: Eukaryota; Viridiplantae; Streptophyta; Magnoliopsida; Gentianales; Rubiaceae
Product: glucan endo-1,3-beta-D-glucosidase
Biological process (GO): carbohydrate metabolic process
Molecular function (GO): hydrolase activity, hydrolyzing O-glycosyl compounds
Source: RefSeq, a predicted model, not a curated record